This is a messenger RNA of Parnassius apollo (apollo), 1089 nucleotides long. The record is from the annotation of a GenBank genome assembly. Lineage: Eukaryota; Metazoa; Arthropoda; Insecta; Lepidoptera; Papilionidae.
AUGAGAGGUAAGGGAGGGAAAUACAAGCCCCCUUGGUGGUUAGAAGAACUAGAGGCUCAGAAGCUCGAGAUAAUAAAAUUGCAUCAUCGCAUACAGGAGGCAAAGAGACGCGGUCUAGCCAUAGAGGACUUAGUUCAGCAACACAUGACUCUCAAGGCAGCAUAUGCACAAAACUUAAGAGCUGAGUCCACAAGAAGCUUUAGGGAUUUUUGCAGCCUUCAAACCAAGGAGAAUGUCUGGUCCCUGACUAAUAGACUAUUAAAAGAGUCCACUGCUAGACGCCCACCUACCACCUUAAAAAUAAAUAAUAAGUUCACUGCGGACAAUUAUGAAACUGCAACUGCACUGCUUAACCAUUUUUAUCCUCCUGAUCUACCAGACACUGACCCCCGUCAUCACGAGCUGACUGCCCACCUCGAUGACACUUUGGACACCAAUGAUGAACCACCCUUCACUUCAGAGGAGGUGCUGGAGCACUUGAGUCUAAUGAACCCCAAUAAGGCUCCCGGGACAGAAUUAGAGAAAGCGAUAAACAAGAAGGGACUCUCCAAAGAAAGCAUAGAGGAGAUAAAGACACCAAUAGCUUUAGACGAAACUGUAGUUGAAUAUACAGAGUGUAUCUUAGAAGCCUGUAAUAAAAUAAUUCCAAUAAUAAAAAGGAAGCAAAUGCCUAAGGCAGCGAAAUGGUGGAACGCCGAAUUAAAAGAGAAAAAGGACGAAAUGAUUAGAAUCAGAAGAAGAAUAAAGAACGCACACCCAAAACGGAAAAAUCACGUCAUACAACAAUACCUGAUUGCCAAAGAGGAGUACACAAGGAAUAUAGAAAGAGCUUCUACAAAGAGCUGGAAGGAAUUGUGUACCAAGGAAGAAAAAGAAACUAUCUGGCAACGAACGUAUCGCAUCUUAAAAGUCUGCACGAACAGGGAGGAAGACAAACUACUGAGGGACCAAAAUGGGGAACUCUUAUCGACAAAAGAAUCAGCAGUUCUUCUAGCUAAAACAUUUUACCCAGAUGAUAAUAGUAACACGGACACAGAAGAACAGACAGAAAUAAGGGAGAAAGUAAAAAGAAUUUAUUACUCAGAUUAA